Messenger RNA from Aaosphaeria arxii CBS 175.79, 561 nucleotides. RefSeq lists its product as uncharacterized. Lineage: Eukaryota; Fungi; Ascomycota; Dothideomycetes; Pleosporales. The transcript is spliced from 2 exons. The record is from RefSeq and is a predicted model, not a curated record. The coding region runs from base 1 to 561 and encodes 186 amino acids.
AUGUCUUCUCCUGAAUCCCCCGGGUCUGGGCCAGAGCCUCGCUCUUCGUCGGACGAGGCCCCCGGGCCUGCAAAGGAAGUGAGGUCCAUAGGCGCCACUCAAGGGAAGAACAGAGACGAAUGCAAGAAACUUUUAAAAGCCCUGUGCCAAAUGGAGCCCCACGAACUGAAUAUUAAUUCCAAGGACACGUAUCUCCUGAUGCGAAGUAGUGGUCUCAAAGUCGCCCUCCUGGCCCAACAUCAAGGGAAUACAAAGAAAGAAGAAUUCGAGGGUUCUGUCAGAAAUGCUUUUAGAGAUGCUCGCCUGGUGGGCGGAAAGCUAGAUGGUAAAGACAGGGCUUUGCGUGAGUUGGCUCACCUCGGCACCAACGCCGUGGGGUACUGGGAGGAUGAAGGCAUCGGGUGGAAAUUCCUCGAAUGCUCAAAGAGCGAAUUCAACGACUUGGGUCGGCACGAAGAUAUCGAUGCCUUGCUGAACUACUUUGCGGACUCACCGUUAGGCCCAAAGUUAGAUUCUAGGUUAGGCUCGGAGAACUCAGAUCUCCCAACUGUGGACUUCUAA